Molecule: messenger RNA, 717 nt
Organism: Symbiodinium necroappetens
Lineage: Eukaryota; Dinophyceae; Suessiales; Symbiodiniaceae
Source: the annotation of a GenBank genome assembly
AUGGGCGGCUGCACAGAAACCUCUGUGAAGUUUGCAAGGAAUGACCUCUGGGUCUUUACACCAGUUCGAGGUGGUGGCUCGUGGCGCAGGGUACACACGUCCAAUCCACCAGUCGCCAGGCGUGGUCAUGUCCUCGUGGCCAACCGUUCGCACCUGAUCAUGUUCGGUGGCAAGACGACUCAUCGUCGGGAAAAGAGGGCUUUCGAACAGAUGGAAGAAGAUAUCCCAGAUUUGGAUUACACGCCACAGCCGGGGGAGAAGUGCCUGGUUGACCUGUGGGUCAUCUCCAAAGAUGAGGUGCUGAAAGGCAGCUCCGCGGAGAAGCCUCCUAGGUGGCAGGAAGGUGCGCCAUUCCCGGCGGGAUGCAGAUGGGGUGGCACUGGUUCUUUCCUUCGCGACCAUCUCGGAAAGAAGUACUUGGCCAUGUUCGGUGGUCGCCACUUGAGUGCCGGAAGUGUGGAGCACAAGGCGAAGAGUAAAUAUGUGUACUACAACGACCUGUGGCUCUACGACUUCACGCAGGAUGGUUGGUAUGAGGCCCCCACCAAGGGUGCCAGGCCCUGCCCUCGCGAUCAUCACGGAGCAGCCACCUUGAACGACAAGCUUUACAUCUACGGCGGCCGGCGGUCCGAAGAGCGUUCGGGAGACGCUGUCUUGGCUGACGUUUGGAGCCUUUGCCUGAGCGAGUUUUCACCAUUUCCACACCUGGCCUUGUGA